Messenger RNA from Porites lobata, 5051 nucleotides. The record is from the annotation of a GenBank genome assembly. NCBI's taxonomy places the organism in Eukaryota, Metazoa, Cnidaria, Anthozoa, Scleractinia, Poritidae.
UGAGAGAAUAUCGAAGUAAACAAGUCCAUUUACAACAUAUUUAUACCGUUAUGGCAGCACCAGGUCAAAGCUAUAAUGUACCUCAAGGCCAGUAUCCUCCAAAUUAUUAUCCUCCUCAACAACCUGGAUAUUAUCAGCAACCGCCUCCGGGGCAGUACCUUCAAGCUCCAACUCAAGCCUACUAUCAGGUAAGGAGAGAAUUCUUGGAUAUUAAAUACAGCUUAUUCACUAAACGUUUUAAGUUCGUAGAGAAACGAAGAUUUAUUUUUUUAUCUUUUUUCGAUCAGACUAAUUCUUAAAGGAAAGUCCGGGCCAAGCAAGAUCAGGCUAGGCCAGGAGCAUUCGAAUUCAAAGUUUUGGUCUCGUUUGGCUUCGAACUCUCAUGGUCUCUCUCCCAACUCUUACUCGAACCAGUUACGUUCAGAGUCUUUGUUAGAAUUGUGGAUAGUUUGUUUUGCCGUUUUUUCUGAACGGUAAAUUUGUGUUGUCGUUGUUUGUAAUGAUGCGCAAAUCAGUCAAUAGUAAAGUGAUCAACGUUGUCUGAUGACCCAGUGAGAUCCCGGCAGUGAGAGCUGGUAGGCAGCUGGAUUCAAUUGUCUUAGGGACUUGUCAGAAAGUAGCAGGAGGGAAGGGGGUGGAAACAGAGGGAGGGUCACAACUUUUUGAGACUGCAGGAAAGGGAGGGUUCAUGCAAAAUGGGCCAUUAAAAGGGGGAGGGUCAUGCAAAUAUGUGUCCGUGAUCAUGAAGUUCAAUAUUAAACUGGUUCAUUAUGCUUUGCGAGCAUAUCAAGGCAUUUUCAGUCUUUGCUUCUGUCGUGUAUAAAACGUUUUACUGUAGCCUGCGAAAACAUCCGUUUCUCCUCGCUCUUCGCCGCUGGGGACGUUUUGCUUGGAGGAACCUCUGUGACUCAGCGACAGAAACUCCAUACUGAUGAUGCAAAUCAAUGUUUACAUUAUAAAUCCAGUAGUCAUGGGGUUCCAAAUAUAAAUUUGACCAAUUUUACGUGUCUUCUGGUCGAUUUUGGUGGAGUGUUGUGUUCAUCUGCCACGAGCUCCAGCAAAACUCAAAUGCUUCUUUAAGAGAAGACUAUAUUCCACAAAUAUUGGCUGUUUUGUUUGAGAUUCUUCGCAUUUAGAUUUAACCUUUGUGGUCUCUUGUCUUUUGUCUGUCAUUCGUAAACAAUAGCUAAAACAAUGUAACUACUCCAUUGACCAAUAAGCGCUUCUGACCGGAUUCCGGACAGAUUUUACGUCAUCAGUAUGGAAUUUCUGUCGCUGAGUCGCAGACGUUCCUCCGCGCGAAACGUCCCCAACGGUGAAGAGCGAGGAGAAACGAAUGUUCUUGCAGGCUAGUUUUACUGCCAAGGGGAGAACAAACCUUGUCACACAUUCCAGAAAAGCUCUUAAUAACUAAGCUUAAAUAAAUACAACAAAGCCUGGCCAAAACACUGAAUUUAUUUACCGUAGAGUUCCAGGAGUUACGUCAAAUAUUCUGAGAAAUGUAUCGCUACAAUUCACGAGAAUUUUUUAACUUGCUUGCGUAAAAUGUGGCUUGUGACACAAAACAGGAUUUCUCCGCCUUUAGUUUUACCGACAGUCAACUGUUCUAGAGGUUUCCCUUUGGAGUGUACCAGUAAUUCUGAAUUGAUUGGCUGCGACCAAAAGGGCCUUGAUUCGAGGGCCAUGAAAUCGAGGCAAUUUUGGUGAUCUACCUACAUACAUACAAACAAAUCAAAAAAUUCUCAAAUGAAGCUGGCUUUGGGCACAGACAACCCAGGCUGGUCAUGCAGAUUGCCUUAAUUAGUCUGCUGCAGACUUCGCAGCAAAUAUGACAUGAUAUCUGAGUGGGGGGUGGGGGGGGGACAGAAGGGAGUUUGUGUAGAGGUGUGUUCCCAAGGCCUUCAUACCCUGACCGCCUUUAAGACUUGUUCAUUGUUUGCUAACUUGUUUAAGACAUGAGACUUAAUUUUUUUCAUUUUGUUGCAUACGUGGUUAAGUCAUAUUUUAAAAUUAACAUCUUGGAAUUGAAGUCCUUUUGACUAUUGGUCAUUGGUACCAUACAUGUAGACUGCUUUUCACCAAACUUCACACUUUCCCAGUCCAAAAACACAGCCGUUCAAGAUGCAAGUUGAAUUGUGGACCAAGUUGGGUUCCGCAUACAGUCACUUCUAUAGCAUAGAUACCUCUUAUUAGUGAUAUGCAGCUAUAAGUGCCAGUUUCAUGAGGGGGACAUGGGGGUUUACGGUAUUGCGGUAUUGGGCUUUUUUUCAUGCGGUAUUUCGGUAAUUUUAAUUUUAACGUGCGGUAUUGCAGUAUCAUCUAGCUCUGCGGUAUGCGGUUUUUCAUCAUUUUGGCUGACGGUAUUCGGUGAAAAAAGAUUGUUCACGGUAUUACGGUACCGUUUAUUUGCGCUUUCCUUUCGAUACAAUACGCAAAACAAAACACAGUAAGACAUAAAGGUCAAUAAAAGUUAAUAUUUAGAAGUCUUGAGACAUAACGGUAAAUGAUUACACCAUUUGUGGGUCAUUUUGUGACAGUUAAGGGACGGACCAUUAGAAAACUUAUGGGGGGGGGCGGGCGAAGUACAAAAACAAAAAUUCGCGCAAGCGAAAAUUAAAUGAAAAAAAUUCUUGCACGCCAAUUAAUCCUAAAAAAUAUUCAUGCUAUAGUCUAAAAAAAAUUCAUACAAGGAAUUUGAUGAUGAAAAAAAAUUCCUGCGGUUCGAAAAUUCCCCCAUAACUUUUCUAAUGGUCCGUCCCUAAUGGUCGAUAAUAUACAAUGUGAUUGUUGUUGCAUCCAAUGAUAAUGAGUCGUCUCAAGUUACCUUACCAGGCUUGUCGAUCUGUUUACCUGUGCCGGUAAUUCGAGGUCUUAAACGUUUUCUCACAAUGUCUGAGGUCGCUGAGGUUGAAGACGGCGUGGUCAUCAUUGAAUGUGUAGCAAUUUUAUAUGAAGAGGGCGAAGGAGGCGAACAUUAUUGCAACAAGAAUAAGUUUAGAUGUUGGGUUUCGAGAAUUGAAAAACGCCUUGUAAAGUUAAAAGCGAAAAUUUGGUAAGUUUGCCUCUUAACAGCGCGGCGUCAUCCUUGGAGACCCAGGGGCAGAUAAAGGGGCGAGGGAAAGUCUAAACGGGCGGAAAAAUAUAUAUGGAAAGAAGAAAAGUAAAGAACGGCGAGAGAAGAGCCCCUGGGACAAUGGGCGCGAUCCAUUCAACCAAAAUUCCAACCGGUCCGACCGGGAAAAGUGGACCACCUCAAAAGGUGGACCCGUUUUUUCGAAACUUUUCCGGUUGGACCGAACCGACCCAUUGAGUUUUGGACCGAAAUUUCCGAAGAUUUUGGUUGAAUGGAUCGCGCCCAAUGUCUUUCAGACCAGUUCCAAACGGUCGCUGCCGUUCUGGCUUCUGAUUGGUGCCAGAAAACUUGUGUUUUUCUGGCACCAAUCAGAAGCCAAAACGGCGACGACCGUUUGGAACUGGUCUGGUAAGACAUUGUCCCCAGGGGCUCUUCUCGCCGUUCUUUACUUUUCUUCGUUCCAUAUAUAAAUUAGACAAUGUCAAUCAUUGAACAUUUUUGAAGUUUUACUAAAGACACAUCUUUUUAAAUUAGCUUUUUAUUAGUUCUUUUAUUAACUCAUAUUUUACUUUUUAUUGUUUUCCGAAAAUUGUAAAUUAUUAUUAUUAUUAUUAUCAUUAUUUGGAUUAGCCAUUUAUUACUUUAGGAUUUUAGUGUUGUAAUGCGCAUUCGAUCAUAUCUUUAUCGCAUGCUAGACUGCGCAAAAUAAGAAAUAAACAUUAUUAUUAUUUAUUGUAUAUUUUUCCGCCCGUUUAGACUUUCCCUCGUCCCCACUAUCUGCCCCUGGGUCUCCGAGGAUAGCGCGGCGUGUGAUCUGACCCCUGAGAGACUGACGUGCUAGACUAGACUCACUUUAUAUCAAAACUCGCACUAGACGUGCGUGGAAAGGGUUUUGGUUGGUUUGUUUUUCGCGCUUUCAAGAGUUAUUUUUAUUGGAGUUAAUUAGCUGUUGGGUCGAAAUACCAAAAGGCUGAACGAAUGUAGUUUACUUUUCAGUGAAAAUUUGCGGAAAAUUGCGAACUACUAAAAUAUUAAAAAAAAACAUGGACAUCUGGUGCAUAAAUGCCUGAGAUAAUUAAACGCGCUAGAUGGAAGCAACCAUAAGUAUGCGCAACCGAUUAUAAAUGUGAUUAAAAUUUACGGUAUCGGUAUUUAGACGAUUUUCGACGCGGUAUUUCGGUAUUUGCCAUUUUUUCUUACAGUAUUGCGGUAUUGGGUACCCCCCAAUGUCCCCCUCUUUCAUUGGUGUCUGUAUAUAAGAAAGCUGUGCACAGUUCAUGAAAUUCUUGUUGAUUCCUUUCAGCCAGGAUAUGCAGGUCCUGGAUAUGUUGCAGGUCAGUCAACAGUUAUUACACAACAGCCCAUGGUAUUGCCACAACCAAUCAUUCUUAAACAGCUGCCUGUUAACAUGCGCUGUCCUCAUUGUGGUGCUACUAUCAUCACCAAGAUAGAUCAUCGUGUUGGCAACACUACCUUUAUCUACUGCUGUAUGCUUUCCAUGUUUGGGUGAGAAUGUCACAUAUAUUAUUAUGACGUUGUUUUUCAGUUCAAUGCUUUUUUCAUCUUUUUCGUUGUUUUAAAAUCGAUAUCAAACAUUUUCAUGCACAAAAUUUUGUUUGCUAGAGUUUCACUGGCCAGAGCUACAUGUUUAUUGAACAAAAUAUAUAAAAAAAAUGUUUAUUAUGAAAUUUCUCUUGUAUCUUUUCAGUUGUUGUUGCAUUCCAUUUCUCACUGACUGUGCAAAGGAUGUGUCACACCAGUGUCCAAAUUGUAAGAGGGAGCUGGGUGUCUUCAGGCGUCCUCUUAUUGAGUCUGGUGGAGGAGGAGGAAGUCGCCCUAAGUAUGACAGUGCAUUUGCUAGUGGUCCAGCAGAUAGUUAUGUACCACCAACAGAAACCCUCUCAGGAGGUGGUGGGGGUGGUGGAGGUGAUGGUGAUGGUGACUGAAAAAUGUAGUUUUUUAAGCUGUGUUGAGGGCG